UCUUAAAAUAUUAAAUCAAAAAUGUUAAAAAUAACAGCAUAGAUUCUUCAGAAACUAUAUUUAGGAAUUAAGGAUCAAACUAAACCUGUACAUUCAUACUAUGAACAAUUUGAAGUGAAAUUUUCAUUUUAUUAUCAUGCAUCUGCCUUUCUGACACCUCAGCUCACCCUCUGUGUGCCUAAAUCCUUUGGUUAUCACUGCAAAAGGAUAUAAGGAAAUUCCCAGGAUAUGCGGAUAAACGUUCAGCGUGGCACCAAAGCAAGCACUUACAUCCUUAUAAGUCUAAGUUUGUUUCACUUUCUGUUUUGUUUUAAUAUAAGGUUCAUCGAAUGUUUUUUGUUUGGAGUUUUAGGGAAUGUUGCUGUACUUUUGAGGUGUACAGUAUGAGCUAGUUACUAUACAGUCAUUCUUAGCAAAUUAGCACAAACGUCCAAAGUAUGUUAUUCAGUGACAUUCCAGCAGCAUUGUAAUGUUGCUGGAAUGUUGUACAUGAAAUUUAUGGGAAUGUUUUCAAAAUGUUCCAAAAUGUUAUUUGUUUUAGGUUUAGGUUAGGCUGUAGUUUUAGGGAACGUCACUGUAUAACAUUCUCUUUAAUAAUGUUCCUAAAUAUAUAAUCUAGUAUAUUCUCAGAAUGUUAGAACAUAAUAUUCUCAUAAUGUUGUUAAUUAUUUACCUCCAUAACGUUUUUAGUGGUUUUUAAGGGCCGAUGGAUAUUCCCCUUUUUCGGCACCCUGGGAUUCCCACUGACAGGAAUUCAGUGACAUUAUUUCUUUUUGAUACAGUACAUAGACCUGCACGCACAUGUUACAAGCAGGUGGAGUCUAAACAGCGGCAUGUGACCUUCUCUAAAGGUGUGCUCUGAAAGAAAAGCACUUUCAACCACGCGUGCUAUGAUACAUGUUACACUGUGCCUCUGUGCCAGCGGUGUGAGUUUUGGAUAGGUUAACCACAGGAUAUGUACCAUGGAGCUAAAUGGUAUACUGAGUGGAGAACAGAUUGAUGUUCUCUCUACGGUCUAUAUAGUUUUGCUCAUUCCCAGCAUCAUUGGGAGUUUUUCUGUCCUGGUGGUUUCGAUUGUGAGGUGGAGGCAAUUAAAUCAACAGGUGCACCUCCUGGUCCAACUCGCCCUGGCGGACCUGCUGGCUGCUCUCAUCCUGAUGACGACAAGUGUCAUGAACAAAGUCAACACUGAUGACAGCGCAGCCGUCUGCAAAUACAGCCUGCCGCUGUCUCUGACAUUUUAUUUAAUUUCCUUCCUGCUGGUGGUGGUUUACGCGUGGCAUUCGAAGAACGCGAUCCUCGGGUGGAGAGCGAGGCCUCCGGAGGACGAGGUUGCACAGAGUCAGUGUAGAAGGAGGAUAGUAAACGCGCCUGUGUAUGGUCUGGUGUGGCUGGUCCCCAUUACAGUAUACUUAGCCUAUGUGUUCAGUCCCUUUGUGAAAAACACUUGGCAAAGUGAUCUUCCUGAAGAGGCCAUGAACGUAGUUCUGCAGAACAGCAGCAGUAAAUACUGCACCAGUUGUGUUUUGUUCUUGCAUUUCUGGAGAGACUCCUGCUCUGAUGCUGAGAUAAUCCAUGACAUGCUGAUGAGAGGAUUUGUGUUCUUUGUUGUGAUACUGGUCAUGCUCUCUUGCUCUGUCAUUUACUUUAAGGUCGGUAAAUGGUAUGAAAGCCACCAGCAUCUGGGUCUGUUUCCUGUGGAGGGCGACGGACAAUCAAGGAAAAGAUCUAAAAGCAUUUGUUCGACGGCGCGGAAUAUGGUGAUAGUCAUCUUGUUCUGCUGGACACCAGUACUUUUCCUCAUCCUGCUCUCAACCCUGAUGAUUUGGACGAAGGUGGAGCAGCGCAGCCUGUUUGGUCUUUACAUGAUACAGGCUGCCAGUGUUUCCCUUCAAGGCUUCCUGAACAGCAUGGUGUAUGCGUGGAAACGGCCCAACUUCAAGGAGGCCGUGCUCGGGGAGAACACGCCUCUGGUGGCGUACGAGCACCUGCCCUUUUUUGAUGAGUCACUGAAGAGCUCAUCUGACUGUGGACUCGCUUGAACUGCGGCGUCCCGUGAGACUGUUGUGCUGUGACUGACAGCAUGACUUGCACACUUGAUUACGGUCUAGACUGAAACAUACUGCAAAAGGUUAUUAUUUGUCAAACGAAGAUGAAAAGAAAACAGAUGAAAGAAAGCAGACAAACAAGAACAACAGUGAAUGAUUGUAUAAUGUUUAUGUCAAACACUAAAAGGACUUUUUGAAAUGUUCAGUAUUUAUACAGUAUUUGUGUUGUUGUGUUAUUCAAAUAUGUCAUAAACAAUUUUAGAAUUAUUUAGCUUUAUGAAUUUCAUGAAUUUUAUUUUAUGCAUUUAUACACUUUCAUAUUGUGCUUUGAAUAGUUUUGCAAUUGUUGUCCAGCUGUUGUUAUCCAACAUUCAGUGAAGCGUGAGUGUGUGUGUGUGUGUGUGUGUGUGUGUGUGUGUGUGUGUGUGUGUGUGUGUGUGUGUGUGUGUGUGUGUGUGUGUGUGUGUGAGGAAUGCUGAGCUGAGAAUGCAUAAAAUGCUCUGCUGCCUGUCGCAUUUAUGGGCUUUUGCAACUGAAACCGCACAAAAGCCGUGUCAGAUAAAGCGCGUGUGGAACCUCUCACCUCUUUCAAAUGUUCACAUUUACUCAUGUUGCAACACAGAUUUCACAGAAUUUCAUGGGGACAAAGACAUUAAACUCUUUUUUCUUUCA
Molecule: messenger RNA, 2720 nt
Organism: Betta splendens (Siamese fighting fish)
Lineage: Eukaryota; Metazoa; Chordata; Actinopteri; Anabantiformes; Osphronemidae
Exons: 12
Coding region: 963-2042 (359 amino acids)
Biological process (GO): adenylate cyclase-activating G protein-coupled receptor signaling pathway
Cellular component (GO): plasma membrane
Molecular function (GO): G protein-coupled receptor activity
Source: RefSeq, a predicted model, not a curated record